Molecule: messenger RNA, 2008 nt
Organism: Brassica napus (rape)
Lineage: Eukaryota; Viridiplantae; Streptophyta; Magnoliopsida; Brassicales; Brassicaceae
Product: rho GDP-dissociation inhibitor 1-like
Exons: 5
Coding region: 222-896 (224 amino acids)
Biological process (GO): Rho protein signal transduction
Cellular component (GO): cytosol; membrane; cytoplasm
Molecular function (GO): protein binding; Rho GDP-dissociation inhibitor activity
Source: RefSeq, a predicted model, not a curated record
CCUCAAACAAAAACACCAAAGCUCUCUCUCAUGAUCUAUCUUUUAGCUCUCUUUAUUUUUCUUCCUGUUACCUUCUUCUCAUUCUUUUGACCAAAAAAAAAUCCUUUAAUUAAACUAAAUGGUUGUCUCCUCAUCUGCAGGAAAUCAUAUUGAAUCAAAUCCAAUAAUGGAAAUUUUCUAGGAACCAAAUUAAAUCAGAACAAUAUAUCAAGAAAACAAAGAUGGUUUUGAAAGAGGAGGAGAAGAAAGCUGAAGAAACUUCAGAAGAUCAAAAGGGAAAAGGGACGUUAAGCAGAAAGAACAGCCACAGCUCUUUGUGUCCGACAGAUGAUGACGAUGAAGACGAAGACAAGAAGCUUGAGCUUGGUCCCAUGAUCGCUCUCAAAGAACAGCUCGAGAAAGACAAGGAUGAUGAAAGCUUGAGGAGAUGGAAAGAACAACUUCUAGGCAGUGUGGAUAUGGAGGACGUUGGAGAGACUCCGGAUCCGGUGGUAAAGAUAAUGUACUUAACAAUUAGGUCACCGGAUAGAGAAGACAUGGUAUUGACGGUACCUGAAGACGGUAACCCGGCAUCGAAAGGACCAUGGUUUACUCUCAAAGAAGGCUCUAAGUACACUCUUGUAUUUACUUUCCGUGUGACCAACAACAUUGUGUCCGGCCUCCGGUACAGCAACUCGGUUUGGAAGACCGGACUCAAGGUGUAUAGUAGAAAGGAGAUGCUAGGAACGUUUAGUCCACAGGCGGAACCGUAUACCCAUGUCAUGUUCGAAGAAUCGACACCGUCUGGUAUGCUUGUUAGAGGCUCCUAUUCCGUUAAAUCUAAGUUCGUAGACGACGACAAUAAGUGCUACCUGGAGAACAACUACACCUUCGACAUUCGCAAGAAUUGGCUGUGAUCCUUCACAUAAGUUACUGGAAGAAGAAAUACAUAAUAUGUAUAUUAGUAUAUUAUUCAUAAUUGUUUCAUAUUUUGUUGUCUAUCUUUAAUUCAAAUUGGUUUUAAUUAAAUGUUUGUUCAUACACAUGUUCAAAUACUUCAUCCGUUUCGUAAACAAUGUCAUUUUAACAUUUUUCACACAUACUAAAAAAAUGAUUGAAAUGCCUUUAAGUUCUUGUUAAUUACACAUAUUCAACCAAUAGUAUUUUAGAUAAAUGAAAUUAUUUAUAAAAUCAAUGCAUUUUAGUUUAAUAUUAAAUUGAAAGUUAAAGUAACAAGAAAAAAAUGUUAAAAUGACACUUAAUAUAAAACAGAAGGAGUAUACGUUUUGCGAACCGGAAAAAAGUUAAUAAAUGCAUAUUGAUGAAAUAAAACAUGGAAGAGAGUUGUUGACCAGAAAAAAAAUGAAAAUAUUACAUUGUAGGUCACAUUUACAGUUUUAAUAACAUCGUAUGACACUUUCUUCUACCUACACACUUUUUCUAACUAUUUGAUCAAAUUGUCGUUAGCUUUUCUAACUAAAACUGAACCAUUCUGCUUUCACACAUUUUCUUCUUUCCUUUUAUAAUUGGUGGUCCCAUUCUCUUCGUUGCUUUUCUAUUCAUCUUUUUUUUUUAUUUUUUUGAACACCCUCUUCAUCUUUAUCAGGUUUUUUUUAAUUAAAACAUAACUGAGAUUUCACCGCUUCAAGCUUCUUCUCCUAGCUGUCUGGUCUGUGCCGCGAGCACCAAAUCGCUAUGCCCUAUGUGUCUUCUUGUCCCGACUGCAACCGGGAUCUCUCAGCGCGACGACGGAGAGCCACUGCGGCGAUCUCCGACUACAAAUCCACCUUCGUCGUCUCGAUUCAUCUUCAAGUCAUGCUCAAGCUCGAUCCGCGAACAUGACUCCGUGAUAAGCCAGCACCGACCUCCGGUUAAUCCAUGAUUGGUUGGUUUUGGUGAUGAAGACAUAGAUCGAUCGUUUCCAAGCCAAACUUCUCCUUUUUUGCACGUUUGGUCCUUGAACAUUUCUGUUCUUCUCAAUGUGAACCCAAACUCUCAGAUUUUCGUAUAAGAAGUCCUCUUGAACUAA